AAGAAUUUAAAUGGAAAAAUACAGAUCAGUAUUCAGAAUCAAAACUCAGUAAAACCUUGAACUCAGUUCAGAUUUUCUAAAGUUGUUGAAACAGAAUUUCGGUUAAGAUCAUAACUCCAUACUCCAUAGAUUUCAAACACACACUCCAUUUCUCCAUUAUAUAAACUUGCAGAGACCACUCCAAUUUUCAUCCAAAAAAAUCACCAUGGCUCACUCAACAUUGUUGCUCCUCUGCCUUCUGUCGACUGCCUUCGUCUUCAUCUUCACCACCACCGCCAUUGAAGUUUCCCACACCGGCCGAGCCAUCACCAUCGAUGGCAAGCCCAGGAUCCUCCUCUCUGGUUCAAUCCAUUACCCACGAAGCACUCCUGGGAUGUGGUCGGAUUUGAUUAAGAAAGCUAAAGAAGGCGGAUUGGACGCCAUUGAAACUUAUGUUUUCUGGAACGCCCACGAGCCCACGCGCCGCCAAUACGAUUUCACCGGCAAUCUCGACCUCAUCGAUUUCCUCAAAAGGAUUCAAAAUGAAGGCCUUUACGCUGUUCUUCGCAUUGGCCCUUAUGUCUGCGCAGAGUGGAAUUAUGGAGGAUUGCCAGUUUGGUUACAUAAUCUCCCCGGAAUCGAGAUCAGAACAUCGAAUUCCGUCUUCAUGAAUGAGAUGCAAAACUUCACCACAUUGAUAGUAAACAUGGCAAAGGAUGAGAACCUCUUUGCUUCACAAGGCGGGCCGAUCAUCCUAGCUCAGAUCGAGAAUGAAUAUGGGAAUGUCAU
Messenger RNA from Momordica charantia (bitter melon), 768 nucleotides. The record is from RefSeq and is a predicted model, not a curated record. NCBI's taxonomy places the organism in Eukaryota, Viridiplantae, Streptophyta, Magnoliopsida, Cucurbitales, Cucurbitaceae.